Messenger RNA from Halteromyces radiatus, 2240 nucleotides. RefSeq lists its product as uncharacterized. The transcript has 7 exons. The coding region runs from base 1 to 2094 and encodes 697 amino acids. Gene Ontology annotation, molecular function: flavin adenine dinucleotide binding; long-chain-alcohol oxidase activity. The record is from RefSeq and is a predicted model, not a curated record. NCBI's taxonomy places the organism in Eukaryota, Fungi, Mucoromycota, Mucoromycetes, Mucorales, Cunninghamellaceae.
AUGAUCAAAUUAAAUAGGAAACAAGCAGUGGCAUUAAGAGCAAUCAUGGAUACAUUUGUUGCUCCACUGGAUGACAAUGAAUCCCUUUCACUAGUACAGGAUGCUCAUCAAUCUAAUAACAAUAGUCUCAUGGAAGGUGGCACGGGUAAUAUCGAUUUAUCAGCUAUGGCAGCCACCUCAGCAACAGAUCUAGAUGAUAUGCUUGAAGUGACCUUACAUUAUAUGACCAAAUCCAUUCUUCCUCAUGUCCAUCAACACAUCUUGUCCACAUUACGAUUAUUAUCCUCCUCUUUGGGCUCGGCCUACCUAACCGGUCAUCGUCGUCCUUUUUAUCAUCUAUCUCGUCCACAACGAGAACAAGUGCUAUUGAAAUGGAAAGUGGCUAAGAGUGCUCAACAACGUCAACUGUAUCGUUUUUUAAGUAUUUUGGCUUUAUACACCAGUUAUGGACAAUCUGAUAUCUUGCGUGCAGCCACAGGAUAUGCUCAUGUUCACCAUAAUACAUCAUCAUCAUCUAGUCUUUUGAAGGAGGAUCCUUAUGGUAUGGCCACCAAACCUUAUCAUAUGGUCGCUUUGGAUGAGGCCAAAGCAUUACAAUCCAAAAAAUUUGAUGUGAUCAUUGUAGGAAGUGGUGCUGGGGCUGGUGUGAUUGCUGCUCAAGUGGCAUCCGUAGGAGAGACUGUCUUGGUGAUAGAAAAAGGAAAAUAUUAUAGGGAAGAUGAAUAUGAUUCUGAUGAUAUUAGUGGAUUUGCAAAGAUGUAUGAUGGUGAUGGUGUACAAUUCAAUAAGAAUGGUUCUAUUGGGAUCAUGGCUGCAAGUACUUUUGGUGGUGGCACGGCAGUUAGUUGGGGUGUUGCUCUUAAACCUUCUCCUUCUUUGUUGAAUGAAUGGUCCGAAGCAACAGAUGAUUUAUUUGAUGCUAAAACCUUCAAUAGGGAUCUCAUUACAGUCAGUCAACGGAUGGGUGUUUCAACAAAUACUAAUCACAACAAUGCCAACAUGAUCUUGAAGAAAGGAUGCAUGCAAUUAGGGGUUAGCAAUUCUGAUUGUCCAAAUGACUCACGUAAUGUCAAUCAUAUCUGCAAAGUAUGCUAUGCUGGGUGUAAUGAAGGUGGACAACAAAGGACGGCAAACUCAUGGUUACGGGACGCUGAAGUGUAUGGUGCGAGAUUUUUGGAUCAAACUGAAGUCACCAAAGUACUUACACAAAAUGGCAGGGCUAUGGGAGUGGUAUGUUUGACUAGGAAUACGCCACUUACAUUUAUUUCAAGGGCGGUCGUUGUGGCUGCUGGUAGUCUGCACACGCCUCUUCUUCUUCGACGUAGUGGAUUGAAAAACAAGCAUAUCGGUGCACAUCUUCGUCUUCAUCCUUCUACAGGUGUUUUAGGUGUUUACGACAAACAGCAAAAUGUGGAUCAAGCUGCAAUGUCAACGGUGAUGAGUCAUGUAUCAAGUAGAAGUGGUUAUGGUCAUCAUGGUGCUCGUAUCUAUAUUCCUCCGUCCAACCCUAUUCGAACAUCGAUCAUGUAUCCUUGGCGUGGUGCUCUCCAACACAAACAGUUUAUGGCUAAAUAUCCUCGUGCAGUGGCAUUUGAAAUUCAUACAAGUGAUAUAGAUUCUGAAAAUACAGUUGUGGAAGAAAAAGGUCGAAUGACGGUGACAAGUAAGUUAUCUAAACGUGAUGAACAAUCUUUGAUGGAUGGUGUGGUUCGUGCUUUCCGUAUCUUGGCUGUUACUGGUGCUAGAGAACUUCAUCAUUCUCAAUCCGACAUUGAACCUUUCCAUUUUGAUCAAGAUGUACAAGGUGUGGAUGCUGUCAAGAAUCCUAAAUUUAAUACAUGGUUGAAUCGUAUUCGACAAAAUGGAUUUCCAGAUGGAUUAUUUACAACACAACAAUUAGGAUCAUGUCGUAUGGGAAAGAAUCCUCAAUCAUCAGUUGCAAAAGUUACUGGUGAAACCUGGGAAAUUGAAAACUUGUAUAUUGGUGAUGGUUCUCUUUUUAUUACAGCUUCUGGUGUGAAUCCCAUGCUUACUAUUGAAACUUUGGCCUAUGGAAUAUCAAGACAUAUUAUUAAUAGAUUAGAAAAUAGGUAGUUUCCCUCUCAAAUUAGUUUUCAUAGUAGUUCAUUAAUUGAAAAACAUGAAAAAAAAAAUAGUAUGUGAUGUUAUAUUCCUUGACUGGUUUCCUUUUUUGGUUUUGCUUGAGUUGAAUUUAAGUAUUCCAUCUUUGAAAAAAAAAA